This is a messenger RNA of Populus euphratica (Euphrates poplar), 1586 nucleotides long. RefSeq names its product probable 1-deoxy-D-xylulose-5-phosphate synthase, chloroplastic. Gene Ontology annotation, biological process: terpenoid biosynthetic process. NCBI's taxonomy places the organism in Eukaryota, Viridiplantae, Streptophyta, Magnoliopsida, Malpighiales, Salicaceae. The transcript has 10 exons. Bases 346 to 1575 code for a protein of 409 amino acids. The record is from RefSeq and is a predicted model, not a curated record. Gene Ontology annotation, molecular function: 1-deoxy-D-xylulose-5-phosphate synthase activity.
AGUUUCCACCAAUAAUUUGACCUUUCCUUCUUCGCCUGCUUUCCUCUAGCAGUUGAUGCCAUAACAACCUCAAAUUAUGCUCCCUUUGUCAUCUCUCUACUUUCCUUGUCUAAAUUUUAUUAAUUAUUUCACUUAUUCCAUAUGGAUUCCAACCAUUUUGUUGAAUUACCCUUCUUGGCAACUUUUCUCGUGUCUUAUCUGCAGAAUCCUAGAAUCAUUUUUCACAUUUUAAGUCAUUAAAUCCUGCUCGGUCGAGUGAGCUUUUAAGCAAUCAAGCAUUGAUCUUUUUGUGCUUUUUGGGACAAAUGUUGAACUUUGAGGGGUAGGUUUUUGUUAUUUUUCUUGAUGGGUACUGCAAUUACUCAGUACCCAUAUGGAAUUACUUCACAUUCUUUUGUGAAAUUCGGUCACAAAUUGGAGAUUUCAAGCUCUAAUUCUCAUUAUAAAGUGGAGAUAUCAAGAUUUAACUUGUAUCCAACUUCUGUUUCCACCACUGACUCCAAGGUGUGUUUUCGUAGAAUACGUGCUCAACCUGAUAUUGAUGAUAUAUUUUCGGAUAUUAUUGCAACACCAUUGCUUGAUGUGGUUGAAAACCCUAUCCACUUGAAGAAUUUAACUAUUAACGAACUGAAACUAUUAGCUAGUGAAAUACGAUCAGUGCUGUCUUCCAUAAUGUCAAAGGCACAAAAUGACUGUAAGGCCAGUUUGGCAGCGGUUGAACUGACAGUUGCAAUUCACCAUGUUUUUCAUGCUCCAGUGGACAAGAUACUGUGGGAUGUUGGGGAACAAACAUAUGCACAUAAAAUUCUCACCGGAAGGAGAUCUCUUAUGCAUACACUAAGACAAAAGGAUGGUCUUUCUGGAUUUACAUCUCGGUCUGAGAGUGAAUAUGACCCAUUUGGAGCAGGACAUGGAUGCAACAGUAUUUCUGCUGGACUUGGCAUGGCGGUUGCUCGUGAUAUUAAAGGGAAGCGGGAACGUAUUGUUACAGUCAUUGGCAAUGGCACAACCAUGGCUGGUCAGGUCUAUGAAGCAAUGGGCAAUGCAGGCUAUUUAGACUCAAAUAUGAUAGUGAUUUUAAAUGACAGCCGACACUCUUUACACCCCCAGAUUGAAGAGGGCUCCAAGACUUCAAUCAAUGCUCUAUCUAGUACCCUAAGCAAGCUCCAGUCAAGCAAAUCAUUCCGGAGGCUUAGAGAAGUUGCUAAGGGUGUUACCAAGAGGAUAGGCAUGUAUGAAUUAGCAGCUAAAGUUGAUGAGUAUGCACGUGGUAUGAUGGGUCCGCUGGGAUCAACUCUCUUCGAAGAACUUGGGUUGUACUACAUAGGCCCUGUUGAUGGACACAAUAUUGAAGAUUUAGUUUGUGUUUUACAAGAAGUGUCAACUCUGGAGUCAACGGGCCCUGUCUUGAUACAUGUAAUAACUGAAGAAAAUCAGUGUACAGAACAUAAACAACAGAUUGAGGCAAUGGGGAACCAGCAGGGAGGUUUCUUUGACUCAGAUGCAGUGCUAUCCAACAUGCAUACUCAAACAUAUAGUGAUUGUUUUGUUGAGGCACUGAAAUUGGAGGCAUAGAAAGACAAAGC